Messenger RNA from Oncorhynchus kisutch (coho salmon), 552 nucleotides. Its product is annotated as keratin-associated protein 21-1-like. Lineage: Eukaryota; Metazoa; Chordata; Actinopteri; Salmoniformes; Salmonidae. The record is from RefSeq and is a predicted model, not a curated record. The transcript has a single exon. Bases 1 to 552 code for a protein of 183 amino acids.
AUGCCCUAUGGGCCUUCCUACAUGCCCUAUGGGUCUUCCUAUGGGUCUUCAUACGGGCCUUCCUACGGGUCUUCCUAUGGGCCUUCCUAUGGGCCCUAUGGGUCUUCCUAUGGACUUUCCUAUGAGCCUUCCUAUGGGCCUUCCUAUGGGCCUUCCUACAGGCCAUAUGGGUCUUCCUAUGGGUCUUCAUACGGGCCUUCCUACGGGUCUUCCUAUGGGCCUUCCUAUGGGCCUUCCUAUGGGCUUUCCUAUGAGCCUUCCUAUGGGCCUUCCUACAGGCCAUAUGGGCCUUCCUAUGGGCUUUCCUACGGGACUUCCUACAGGCCUUCCUACGGGUCUUCCUAUGGGCCUUCCUACAGGUCCUAUGGGUCUUCCUAUGGGCCUUCCUAUGGGCCCUAUGGGUCUUCAUACGGGACUUCCUACGGGCCUUCCUAUGGACCUUCCUAUGGGCCCUAUGGGUCUUCCUAUGGGCUUUCCUAUGAGCCUUCUUACGGGCCUUCCUAUGGACCUUCCUAUGGGCUUUCCUACGGGACUUCCUACGGGCCUUCCUAA